AUGAUCGUCAUUACCUCCAUCCUCUCUUCUCUGGCCGGCCUCCUACUCUUGGCCUUCUUGGCAGCCUCUACCAUGCGCUUCUCCAGCCUGUGGUGGCCGGAGGAGGCCCCGGAGCAGCUGCGGAUCGGCUCCUUCAUGGGCAAGCGCUACAUGACCCACCACAUCCCACCCAGCGAGGCCGCCACACUGCCGGCUCUCCAGGACCCAGGAGCCUCCAUCACCUGGAAGGACCCUCUGUGCAAAACCUCAAGCGUCCAUCUGUGCACAAGGCCGGUGGUUCCCGUCGUCGCCACUCGGGGGUUGCCGGUGAGCCGCAGCCAGGCCGCCUCACGGCCAGUGCCCAUGUGCGCUCCUAUUCGCUGCCCCUUCUGCCUCCGAGGCGGUAGCAGAUGCCACGUUGGCGGGGUCGGUGAAGCAUGCAGGCCCUGCCAGCGGAGGGAGCCCGGUGGUGACCCUUGGUCUGCAGCCCUCUUUGGAGAUCUAAAGCUUAAGGACUAUGGAGUGGAUCUCAUUGAAGUUUCAGACAAUGGAUGUGGGGUAGAAGAAGAAAACUUUGAAGGCUUAACUCUGAAACAUCACACAUGUAAGAUUCAAGAGUUUGCCGACCUAACUGAGGUUGAAACUUUCGGCUUUCAGGGGGAAGCUCUGAGCUCACUGUGUGCACUGAGCGAUGUCACCAUUUCUACCUGCCUUGCAUCGGUGAAGGUUGGGACUCGACUGGUGUUUGAUCACGAUGGGAAAAUAAUCCAGAAAACCCCCUACCCCCACCCCAGAGGGACCACAGUCAGCGUGAAGCAGUUAUUUUCUACACUACCUGUGCGCCAUAAGGAAUUUCAAAGGAAUAUUAAGAAGGGGCCAGUGUCAUUCAAAGAUGUGGCUGUGGAUUUCACCCAGGAGGAGUGGCGGCAACUGGACCCUGAUGAGAAGAUAACAUACGGGGAUGUGAUGUUGGAGAACUACAGCCAUCUAGUUUCCUUGGCUUAUGAGGUGGCAACAUCUUGUACUUCGGAGAUUCUGAAGCCGAGCAACUUGCCCAAGUCCUUCUUCUUUUCCCAUUAACAAGAUAUGAUAU
Messenger RNA from Pan troglodytes (chimpanzee), 1072 nucleotides. Its product is annotated as DNA mismatch repair protein MutL-like. NCBI's taxonomy places the organism in Eukaryota, Metazoa, Chordata, Mammalia, Primates, Hominidae. Gene Ontology annotation, cellular component: MutLalpha complex. Bases 1 to 1059 code for a protein of 352 amino acids. Gene Ontology annotation, molecular function: ATP-dependent DNA damage sensor activity; ATP hydrolysis activity. The record is from RefSeq and is a predicted model, not a curated record. Gene Ontology annotation, biological process: mismatch repair; somatic hypermutation of immunoglobulin genes; regulation of DNA-templated transcription. The transcript has 9 exons.